AGAGAGAGAGAGAGGGAGGGAUUUCCAAGGUGUAUCUUUAAGAGGGACGAAGGGGAUCGAAACAUGGAAGGGUGGCUGCAGCUCGUCCGGUGCAAUCGUCUGGGACUGCAUUACACCCGGAAAAGAUACUUCGUCCUCGAAGGUAACGCCCUCAAUUGCUACAAAGGCGUGCCGGCGUCCGACAGAGAGGUUCCUCUAAGAAGUGUAUUGAUUUGUUCCAGCACGCGUAUCACAGACAAUGGUCGAGAGAGCAUACAGAGAAAUGUCUUAUAUAUAUUUACCAUCUGUAGCACUUCCAAUCCCAGCAAUCAAUUAAAGUUGGGCGCAAGGAGCUCUGAAGAAGCAGCUAGGUGGAUCAGAAACAUAAUUGAAGCUGCAUUUAUGGAGAACCCAAACAAAGAAGAAAACAAUGUGGCUUGUACAAAGAGAAGACGACAAUCCUUUAGGUUGAACCACAGGAAUGUGAGGAGUCGCAUGCACUCCAUAGAUUGGACAGUUCACUCAUGUAUCCAUGCUGAUCCACUGAUAUUUGAUGCCAUCUCUCCUUCCAUGUGGAUGAUAAUUGGCUGUAAAAAUGGCUUACGGCUGUUUAAAGAAGAAAAAGAUGUUGGUUCUCCUACCAAGCAUAGGGAUGAUCAUCCAGGUAUGAUGGCAGUCGGUGUCAUUGAUGCAUCUUCUGAGGCCAUUUUCCAGACAGUGAUGUCUCUUGGACAGUCAAGAUCAGAAUGGGAUUUUUGCCUGUUGGAGGGUAAUGUGGUUGAGAGCUUGGAUGAACACACCGAUAUUAUCCACAAGAAGCUGCGUGGUGAUUGGCUACCAUGGGGAAUGAAAAGAAGGGAUUUAAUAUUAAAGCGUUCCUGGAGGAAGGAAGAUGAUGGAACAUAUGUUAUCCUAUACCACUCAGUGAUCCACUAUAAAUGCCAACCUGAAAGAGGCUAUGUCCGUGCUUGUCUUAAAAGUGGAGGCUAUGAAAUAUCUCCCGUGAACCAAGGAAAACAAUCAGUUGUGAAGCAUAUGCUUGCAAUUGAUUGGAAAUUUUGGAAAUCAAAUAUGUUUACCUCAUAUGCAAGUAUUACAAUGAAGAUGCUAGGAAGGGUUGCAGCUCUUCGAGAAUUCUUCCGUGCAAAACUUGGUAACUGUGCAUUCUCAGAUUUCACAUUAGAUGGUCUGACAAGAGAGAUUAUAUUGCCACAGAUUGAGGAACAAAUUAAACUAGACAUGCAAACAGUGGAUGAGAAUAGUAAAAUUGAAAACUUCGUAGAAGAGUCACAAAUGUCUCCUCCCAGACAUCCUGGAAAUGGAUCAUCAAAUCAACUGAAUGAUGCAGCUGAUGAAUUCUUUGAUGUUCUUACUGAAUCAGAGUAUGAUCAAACAGAAAACUAUUGUCCUUCUGAUGAAGGCAUGCAAUCCCAGUUAAUUCAAGACCAAUGCCAAGACAAGUUACCUACAACUGCAGUUUUCAUAAAGAAGUUACAUGAUAUCACAGAAGAUGAAUCUAUUGGAGAUAGCAUGCCAUGUAGCUAUGGGACCACUCUUCCAAAAGAUCCAAGUUGUAGAAUGGCUUGUAGUUGGGCAAUGGCAGAUCCUUCUACAUUCGCAAUUCGUGGUGAAUCUUACUUGCACGACCAUCAAAAGGUAAAAGCCAAUACUACCUUGAUGCAGAUGGUAGCUGCUGAUUGGCUGAAAUCAGACAAGCGUGAAGAUAAUGUUGGUAAUCGAACUGGGGGGAUUGUUCAGAAAUAUGCAGCACAAGGUGGCAGCGAGUUUUUCUUUGUUGUGCACAUGCAGGUCCCAGGUUUGACCACAUACAGUCUAGCUUUAUAUUAUAUGAUGGACACUCCAUUGGAAAAUGUUCCCUUUCUUAAAAAUUUUGUGAGAGGAGAUGAUUCAUAUAGGAACUCAAGGUUUAAACUCAUCCCAUGUAUAUCAAAGGGUUCAUGGUUAGUGAAGCAAAGUGUUGGUAAGAAAGCAUGUCUAAUCGGUCAAGCGCUUGAAAUCAAUUAUUUUCACGGGAGCAAUUACAUUGAGCUCGCGAUCGAUGUUGGUUCAUCAUCAAUCGCCAAGGGUGUUGUCAGUCUUGUUGUUGGUUACUUGAAUAGUUUGGUGAUCGAAAUGGCAUUCCUGAUUCAGGGUGAUACACAAGAAGAGCUUCCAGAGGUCCUUCUUGGAACUUGCCGGUUGAACCAUCUUGAUAUCUCCCAAGCUGUUCAGAUUAGUUCAUGAUCAAUUUCAUUGGAUGAUUCUUCCUAACGGUGUCAAAUCAAUGUAUAAUUUCCUUUAGAAUCGUGGGGGGGAAAGGACAAUGUUGAAUACGGAACCCAAGGAUUUUUGAUGUUCUAACUUCACUGAAAAGCAAAUGAUGAAAAAAGCUUAAAGUUCUUGAGCAAGCAGGAGAACUACAUUAAUCCUGUGGUUGUGAAGAAACGUGAUGUUCUGCAGCUGCUGGCCACAACUUGUCUAUCUUACAAUGUUCUCCAUCCUCAUCUCCGCAAGGUCUGUUGUGUGUUUACACCAAGACCCAGUUGUGAACUUGGAGCAUGUGAUUAGUCUGUC
This is a messenger RNA of Musa acuminata subsp. malaccensis (wild Malaysian banana), 2553 nucleotides long. Lineage: Eukaryota; Viridiplantae; Streptophyta; Magnoliopsida; Zingiberales; Musaceae. The record is from RefSeq and is a predicted model, not a curated record.